This is a messenger RNA of Acipenser ruthenus (sterlet), 3347 nucleotides long. Its product is annotated as GA-binding protein alpha chain-like. The coding region runs from base 335 to 1708 and encodes 457 amino acids. Gene Ontology annotation, molecular function: DNA-binding transcription factor activity, RNA polymerase II-specific; sequence-specific DNA binding. The record is from RefSeq and is a predicted model, not a curated record. Gene Ontology annotation, biological process: cell differentiation; regulation of transcription by RNA polymerase II. Gene Ontology annotation, cellular component: nucleus. The transcript has 10 exons. Lineage: Eukaryota; Metazoa; Chordata; Actinopteri; Acipenseriformes; Acipenseridae.
UUGUUGGGUAUUGUAGUCCAGUUCACCGUGCUUUCUUUAAUUGAUAUUUAAUAUAAAAACUUUUGUUUAUACACACGUGUACUACACAUACAAAAAUACACAGAGCCCAUGUUGAUAAAUAACAUGUUAUAUAUUAAUUUCAGGGUUUUUUUUUUUGCAUGGCCAUGUUCCCACGAAGCCACCCCCCUUUCGCCUUUAGUCGUAGUCCGCUGAAUUCGGUUUAGAAUCAGAGCAAAACGAGAGCCACCAAAUUCUGAGACAGAUUAUCCUGCAAAUAUCCAUUUUAAAGUUCUGUGUGUUUUGUCAGGCAGGCGUUGGGGUGAGUUGCACAACCAUGUCGAAGGGAGAGACGGAGGAGCUGAUCGAGAUUGAGAUAGAUGGACAGGAGAAGCAGGAGUGCAUGGAAGAGGGGAUUGUGGAGCAGACAAUCACAACAGCUGAAUUUGUCACCCAGGCCAUCGACAUAAAUGAACCAAUCGGGAACCUCAAAAAGCUGCUGGAGCCCCGCCUCCAGUGCUCGCUGGAAGGCCAUGAGAUUUGUCUGCAAGAUAUUCAGCUGGACCCCGACCACAGCCUAUUUGACCAAGGAGUGAAGACUGAUGGGACUGUCCAGCUCAGUGUGCAGGUCAUCUCCAGACAAGGCGUGGAGCCCAAGCUGAAUAUCUUGGAGAUUGUGAAGCCGGUGGAGACGGUGGAGGUUGUGAUUGACCCGGACGCACAGUCGGGGGUGGAAGAGGAUCAGCUGGUAGAGGAGGGUCAGGUCAUCACCCUGGACGGCAACAAACAUAUAGUGGGGGGCAUCAUCGCCGAUGAGACCUCCGAGCAGGUCACACGCUGGGCUGCUGCCCUUGAGGGCUACCGCAAAGAACAGGUCCGACUUGGCAUCCCCUACGACCCAGUGCAGUGGACAGCAGACCAGGUGAUCCACUGGGCAGUGUGGGUGAUGAAGGAGUUCAGCAUGGUGGACGUGGAUGUAGCCGGUAUCCACAUACCCGGUAGAGAGCUCUGUGGAUUCACCCAAGAGGACUUCUUGCAGCGUGUGCCCCACGGAGAGAUCCUCUGGAGCCACCUGGAGUUGCUGCGCAAGUAUGUGCUAGCCAGCCAGGAUCAAAGUGGACAGAUAGCCACUGUCACCAUCGAUCAGCCUGUUCAGAUCAUCCCAGCCACAGUCCAGCAGACCACCCCCACUGCCAUCAAAGUGCUGAAUAACACAGGCAAGCAGAGCAAGGUGCAGCGAGCCCCCAGGAUAUCUGGGGGAGAGGACCGCAGCUCUCCGGGCAACAGGACAGGUAAUAAUGGUCAGAUCCAGUUGUGGCAGUUUCUGCUGGAGCUCUUGACUGAUAAGGACGCUCGAGACUGCAUCUCCUGGGUGGGUGACGACGGAGAGUUCAAACUGAACCAGCCCGAGCUGGUGGCACACAAGUGGGGCCAGCGCAAGAACAAGCCCACCAUGAACUACGAGAAGCUCAGCCGCGCCCUCAGGUAUUACUACGAUGGGGAUAUGAUCUGCAAGGUUCAAGGAAAGCGCUUUGUUUACAAGUUUGUGUGUGACCUAAAGACGCUGAUCGGCUACAGCGCAGGGGAGCUCAACCACCUGGUGACGGAGUGCGAGCAGAAGAAGCUGGCGCGCAUGCAGCUUCACGGCCUGAGCCAGCCUGUCACUACCGUCACCCUCGCCACCAUGCAGGGGGACAAGGACAGCAGCUGAAGGGGCUGAGGGGACAGCCUGGGGGGAGGGGAAAGGGAAAAGGAAAAAAGGGGAGGGGGAGCAUGGAGUGGCAGAGGAAAACAAACGAAAAGCAUUGUUCCUGGACUGCUGGACAUAUUUCUCUGUGACCUGUGUAAUAAUAAAUAAUAUUUAAGCAGUUUGACUCUUAAACGACCCCAGUAACCAAAUAGGAAAUAUAUAAGGCAUACAAGAAAUGUCACCUAGGCUCACUGUUUUCCCUCUGAUGAACCAAACAUUUAAAGAUGUAUUUUUAAAUGAAGACCUGUUUUGACCCUUAAAACAAUUUGGUUAUAUUUUACACAGUAGACUUAAUCUAUAGUUUGCUUUAGACACGCUAUUUUGUAGGAGGCCACAAGGUGCAGUGAGUAAUACUGUGAGCCAGCUGAUCCGGCCUCGGGGUCUAGUGAAAGUGGUCUUUUGUGAAGCUUCUGUACUAACAAUGUGACUGCACUCUGGAGACGGAGACUUGGCGUAUGCAGCUGACCUACUACACUGCACUGUACUGAGACAUCACGGGUACAGAGAAAAUAUGUGCUCAUGCACAAAGUCAAAAGCAAGUAUAUUUUAGUCUCCAAACAAUCAAAAUUCCAAGCUUGUUUUAAUUUUUUUAAUCUGUUGCUGUGUAAUUAGAUUAACAGGAGUCAAUAAUCAUUGAUUCAACGCAUUCUUAUUACUGUUAAAUGUCAACAACCAAAGAUAAUUGUUGUAGGGAGACCUGACCUUCAUACAAAAGUGGAGUUGGUCAAGGGUUAGUGUUAUGCUGAAUGUAAGAGUAUGUUAACGCAUCUGGUUGCCAUCAUGCUUCAUGAACCACUGAUUGGCUAAAGGGGGUAAAGGUUAGUUUUUCUUGCUGUAAUUUUAACUUGUGUAUGGAAGAGAGUGCAACACUUCCCAGGUAUACCUGGAGUUUUUAGUAUUCAAAGGGUGGCCCACCCAGACAGAUACUGCAACCUCUUUGUGCCUUGGCUCCUCCUAGCUGUAAAAGCAGAAUGUCUUAUUGGAAAUGAGGAUCACGUACACAGUGGCAAACAAGAGUGCUGUGUUUUCAAAAUAGUUAUAUAUUUUUUAUUUUCUUUAUUCGAAUAUUACUCUGUACCCAGUUUUGGUUUUCUGAUUUAAACAAAUUCCUAAAUUGACACUUUUUUUUUUUUUUAAGCAGAACUUGCUCGAAAUAUAUAUAUAUUUUUUUCCUCUUUUUUUUUAUAAGUUUAUUUUAUUUUGUGGGUUCAGGAAAAUGGUCAGCAGAUCAGGAAAAAUGUUUGUGAGUGUUCCUAUUGGUGUGUCAGAGUGAGAGGUGAGUGUUUUUUGUGGCUGUAUGAGUGUGUGUUUGUGUAGGGUUUAGCAUAAUCCUGCCACCAUGUUUCGAUGGCAGGACGCUAUAUAGUUUGCGCACACAUGUGCAACCAGUUUAAGAGUCAGACUGAUCUUGUUUCCUUUUGCAUACGUACAAGCUUGGCAUUUACAUUGUAUAUAAUUACGUUUUGAUAGCCAUAUUCCCAUUGUAUUCUGUUCUGUUUUAUGCAGUAAAGCUUGAUGAAUUUCUGCUUGUAUGUUUAAUUUGAUUUCCUUAUGUUGAAAUCGGACAUGUAAUCAAGAGUAAAAAACAUUUUUAAUAAAA